AUGCGUUCUACAAUCAUCAGUCCAGCGGUGGCCCUCCUGGGGCUUCUCCGUUUAGCGACAGCAGCUACGACGCCUGUCGCAUACACUGAUCCAAACACCGAUAUUGACUUUCAGCUGCUCGAUGCCAACGGUAACUUCAGCAUUGCUAUCGCUCUUCCUGAGACAAUUGAUACGGACUUCAUCGGACAACUUGUCGUACCGACAGGAGGAUGGGGAGCUGUCUCGUUUGGCGGAGGCAUGUUGAAUCGCCUUUUGCUUGUUGCUUGGGCCAAUGGUGAGGAGAUCGUCAGCAGUUUCCGUAUUGCUGGGGCUUACGCCAAUCCACCAACCUAUGAUGCCACCGCGGUUAGCGCGUUACCCAUCGCGAACGGAACCUUCGUCAACAGCACUCACUUCUCCUUCACCUUCCUCUGCAAGGGAUGCAUUGUGGGUGGUACUACCACUUUCAAGAAGACGGAUGAAAUCCCUGUACUCGGAUGGGCGCUCUCGUCUUCGAAACCUACCACCCCUUCUGACCCCGCCAGUGAACUGCCCUACCACGAUGGUGGCUUUGGUCUGUAUGGCCAGCCAGCUGCGGCAGCUCAGUCAGCCGAGUAUGAGACCUGGGCUUCGUGGGCAUCCGCAUCUACCGGCAACGGCACUGCUCCUGGCGCCGGCGGCAACACCAGUCCUCCUUCCACCGGCAAUGGCACAGCUAUUGUACCCACAACUUCAAACACAACCUAUGAUGUUAUCGUGGCUGGAGGCGGUACUGCUGGUAUCAUUGCAGCCGAGCGUAUUGCGGAGGCUGGUUUGAGUGUCCUUCUCAUCGAGCGUGGCCCUGCUAAUACCGUCGCUCUGGGAUCUUCCGAGGGUUUGGUGUGGAACAACACGCUUACGCAAUACGAUAUUCCAGCGCUUGGGAGUAGCUUGUCUACAAUCCCUGGCACGAAGAUCUGUAGUGAUACUGCCUCCAUGGCUGGAUGUCUUCUGGGAGGUUCAAGCUCUAUCAAUGGACAGAACUUCGUUCGACCCCCUCAGCACGAUUUCAAGAACUGGCCUGCUGGUUGGUCUUGGGAUGACAUGAGCGAGGCCGCAGACCGUCUGUACUCCCGCAAUCCCGGUACGACUCAGCCCUCGGCUGAUGGAAAGCACUACGAUGACAUGUCUUACACCACUGUGGAAUCCUAUCUCAAGGACCAAAGCUGGACGGAGAUCGACUCCAUCAAGACUCCAGAUGAGAAGCGCAUGAUUUACUCUCGUCCUGCAUGGUCUAUCGCUAACAAUCUGCGUGCUGGCCCUGCCAGGACCUAUAUGCCCUUCGCUGAGGCUCUUGAAAACUUUACUCUCAAGCUCGAGACUAAGGUCAUCCAGGUCAAACGCACUGGCAGUAGGGUUACCGGUGUUCUCGUCCAACUCGCAGAUGGCAGUCAGCAGAUCAUCAACCUGAACCAAGGCGGCAAGGUUGUCCUUGCUGGUGGUGCGCUUUCGACACCCAGGAUUUUGUGGAACUCUGGCAUUGGCAAGUCUGACGCUCUGAACAUCGUGCAGAGUGGCACUACUGGAGUUGAAUUACCCAAAGAGGCCGACUGGAUUGACCUUCCCGUUGGUCACGGACUCAAGGACCACGCUCAGGUACCUCUGCAGUUCAAGAUUUCCACCAACCACACCGCCUACAAGUUCGCUGAGAUUGCUUCGGACCCUGUUGAAUCUGAUCUGGACUUGUACAAGAGCGGCUCCGGAAUCUUGACCCAGGCCGCGCAAAGGAUGCACUUGUGGACGUCUGUGAAUGGUACUGAUGGCAAGGAGCGUUUUCUUCAGGGUACUGUCAGCAACAUGAAAGAUGGCAUCAUCACUAUCAGGACUUUCCUUACUCAUGGAACCACUUCCACUGGCGAGCUCGGUAUCACAGCCGGCGGCAACACUGUCCUCAACGUGAAGCCCUGGUUGACCGAUGCCGCCGACAAGGAAGCUCUCUCCAGUUUCAUCCAGUGGUGGAUGGACACAACCAGCAAGGGUAAUAGCACUGUCAAUACUUCUAUUGCUCUAGACGCAGGCUCAACCCCCGAGUCUAUCAUUACCUCUAGCUUGAUCUCUGGUGAUCAUUGGGUUGGAACGACUAAGAUGGGCACUGACGACGGGCGAACCGAUGGUACCAGCGUCGUGGAUACCGACACUAAGGUCUACGGCACAGACAAUCUCUUCGUCGUCGAUGCCUCCAUCCAUCCCGACCUACCGACCGGCAACACACAGGCCAUCAUCAUGAUUGCCGCUGAGCACGCAGCUGAGAAAAUUGCGACCUUCAAGGUUGGAAAUGGCACAAGCCCUGCAACUCCGUCCGUACCAGAAGCUUCUACACCAACCCUCUCGAUCACACCUGAAGCUGCCACAUCCGUCGCUGCAACGCCUAGAUUAGACUGGGUAGCAAAUGGGUCGGGGUUGAAUUGGGUUAGGUCGCUAUCCUAG
This is a messenger RNA of Boeremia exigua, 2445 nucleotides long. RefSeq lists its product as uncharacterized. The record is from RefSeq and is a predicted model, not a curated record. Gene Ontology annotation, molecular function: oxidoreductase activity, acting on CH-OH group of donors; flavin adenine dinucleotide binding. The transcript is spliced from 2 exons. The coding region runs from base 1 to 2445 and encodes 814 amino acids. NCBI's taxonomy places the organism in Eukaryota, Fungi, Ascomycota, Dothideomycetes, Pleosporales, Didymellaceae.